This is a messenger RNA of Aspergillus ochraceoroseus IBT 24754, 681 nucleotides long. RefSeq names its product EXPERA domain-containing protein. The coding region runs from base 1 to 681 and encodes 226 amino acids. Gene Ontology annotation, molecular function: C-8 sterol isomerase activity; steroid Delta-isomerase activity; cholestenol delta-isomerase activity. The transcript is spliced from 3 exons. Gene Ontology annotation, cellular component: endoplasmic reticulum; membrane. Gene Ontology annotation, biological process: sterol biosynthetic process. Lineage: Eukaryota; Fungi; Ascomycota; Eurotiomycetes; Eurotiales; Aspergillaceae. The record is from RefSeq and is a predicted model, not a curated record.
AUGACCCCUACACAUCCCUAUUACCCCCGCGGGGUUGAAAUCGCCAACUACAUCCCGAACGACCAUGGCACCCUCGUUCUGGUCCUGAUCUUUGCAGCCGGCUGUGCAGCAAUCCUUCUACCAACGUACCUCCUCAUCACCAACUCCCGGCCUCAAAUCUCCACGGGGGACCUCCGCACCGCACUCUGGUUCACAUUAUGCGGUUGCAUCCAUCUCUUUUUCGAGGGCUACUACGCCUGGAACUUCCACCACAUGGGCAGCCGCAUGUCGCUAUUCGGCCAACUUUGGAAAGAAUACGCCCUUUCUGACUCGCGGUACCUGGUUCCGGAUUCCUUCAUGUUCAGCAUGGAAUCCAUCACGGCGCUAUUCUGGGGUCCGCUUUCCUUCUGGCUGGUUUCCUUGAUCGUUCAAGACAACGAGGCGCUGCGGUACCCGGUGCAAAUCAUUGUGUCCCUGGGCCAGUUAUACGGGGACGUGCUUUACUAUGGCACUGCGGGAUUCGCGAUGGUCUUCCAGUCAACGGAGUAUUCAAGACCAGAACGGUGGUGUUUCUGGGGGUAUUUUGUGUUUUUGAAUGCAUUUUGGGUUGUUAUUCCCCUGGCACUGGUGCUUAGCGGUGUUUCGGCUUGUAAGAAGGCGUUUCUUGAUGCGCGGGCAAAUGGGGCUAAAAAGAAUAUCUAG